This is a messenger RNA of Ictidomys tridecemlineatus (thirteen-lined ground squirrel), 4683 nucleotides long. RefSeq names its product toll like receptor 7 (gene Tlr7). The record is from RefSeq and is a predicted model, not a curated record. Gene Ontology annotation, biological process: toll-like receptor signaling pathway; defense response to virus; canonical NF-kappaB signal transduction. NCBI's taxonomy places the organism in Eukaryota, Metazoa, Chordata, Mammalia, Rodentia, Sciuridae. Gene Ontology annotation, cellular component: plasma membrane. Gene Ontology annotation, molecular function: pattern recognition receptor activity; protein binding.
GCUGCCCCCUCCCACAUCAUCUUUACACUUGGAAACUCCAGGGCUGACAGCCUAGAGUCUCUGUGACUCUAUGUUUCCUCCUGCCUAUCUCUUCAUCUCAGAAGACUCCAGAUAUAGAAUCACUCCAUGCAAUCAAGAAAAGUAUUUUAAGCAUUGGAACAAAUUGGAAUAAUUUAAUUGAUGCUAUUGAGUCCAUCUCAGGCUGAUCUUGGUACCUCUCAUGCUCUUCCCUCUUCCACCAGACCUCUAUAUUCCAUUUUGGAAGAAGACUCAAAAUGGUGUUUCCAAUGUGGACAUUGAAGAGACAAUUUCUUAUCCUUUUAAACAUGAUCCUAAUUUCCAAACUCCUUGGGGAUAGAUGGUUUCCAAAAACUUUGCCCUGUGAUGUCACUUUGGACGUUCCAAAGAAUCAAGUGACUGUGGACUGCACAGACAAGCAUUUGACAGAAAUUCCUGAAGGUAUCCCUGCCAACACCACCAACCUCACCCUCACCAUUAAUCACAUAGCCAGCAUCUCCCAAGACUCCUUCCAUAGGCUGGACCAUCUGAUAGAGAUUGAUUUCAGAUGCAAUUGCAUACCUCCUCGAAUGGGGCCAAAAAACAAUGUGUGUACCAGGAGGCUGCAGAUUAAACCUAAAAGCUUUAAUAAACUCACUUAUUUAAAAUCCCUUUACCUGGAUGGAAACCAGCUUCUAGAGAUACCUCAGGAUCUUCCUCCCAGCUUACAGCUUCUGAGCCUUGAGGCCAAUAACAUCUUUUUCAUCAUGAAAGAGAAUUUAACAGAACUUGCCAGCAUAGAAAUGCUCUACCUGGGCCAAAACUGUUAUUAUCGCAAUCCUUGUAAUGUUUCAUUUUCAAUUGAGAAAGAUGCCUUCCUAAACCUGACAAAUUUAAAAGUGCUCUCCCUGAAAGAUAACAACAUCACAGCUGUCCCCACUGUUUUGCCAUCUAAUUUAAUAGAACUGUAUCUUUACAACAACAUCAUUACAGAAAUCAAAAAAGAUGAUUUUAGUAACCUCCACCAAUUGCAAAUUCUUGAUCUAAGUGGAAAUUGCCCUCGUUGUUAUAAUGUCCCAUUUCCUUGCACACCCUGUGAAAAUAAUUCCCCCCUAAAGAUCCAUGAUAAUGCUUUUGAUGCAUUAACAGAAUUAGAAGUUUUACAUCUACACAGUAACUCUCUUCAGAAUGUGCCCCCAGCAUGGUUUCAAAAAAUGAAGAAACUUAAAGAACUAGAUCUUUCCCAAAACUUCUUGGCCAAAGAAAUUGGGGAUGCCAAAUUUUUGCAUUCUCUCCCCAACCUCAUCCAACUGGAUCUGUCUUUCAAUUAUGAACUUCAGGUUUAUCAGGCAUUUAUAAAUCUAUCAGAUGCAUUUUCUUCUCUGAAAAAACUAAAGAUUCUGCGGAUCCAAGGAUAUGUCUUCAAAGAGCUGACAAGCAGAAAUCUCUCUCCAUUACGUGAUCUUCGUCAUCUUGAAGUUCUUGAUCUUGGCACUAACUUUAUAAAAAUCGCUAAUCUUAGCAUAUUUAAACAGUUUGAAGGAUUGAAAGUCAUAGACCUUUCAAUGAAUAAAAUAUCACCUUCAGGAGAAGUUGGCUUCUGCUCUAACUCCAGAAGUUUUGCAGAAAGUCCUUGGCCCCAGGUACUUGAAACAUUCCAUUAUUUCAAAUAUGAUGAGUCUGCAAGGAGUUGCAGGUUCAAAAACAGAGAGGCUCCUUCUUUCUUGCCUUUUAAUGAGGAUUGCCACAUGUAUGGGCAGACCUUGGACCUGAGUAGAAAUAGUAUAUUUUUUAUCAAGUCUUCUGAUUUUAAGCAUCUUUCUUUUCUCAAAUGCCUUAACUUGUCAGGAAAUAACAUUGGCCAAACUCUUAAUGGCAGUGAAUUCCAGCCAUUAGUCGAACUAAAAUAUUUAGACUUCUCUAACAAUCGACUUGAUUUACUCUAUUCAACUGCAUUUGAGGAACUUCACAAACUGGAAGUUCUAGACUUAAGUAGCAACAGCCAUUAUUUUCAAUCAGAAGGAAUUACUCACAUGCUUAACUUUACCAAGAACCUAAAGUUUCUGAAGAGAUUGAUGAUGAAUAACAAUGGCAUCUCUACCUCCACUAGUAGGAUCAUGGAAAGUGAAUCUCUUCAAAUUCUGGAAUUCAGAGGAAACCAUCUGGAUGUUUUAUGGCGAGAUGGUGAUAAUAGAUACUUACAAUUCUUCAAGAAUCUAAUAAACUUAGAGGAAUUAGACAUCUCUAAAAAUUCCCUGAGUUUCUUGCCUCCUGGAGUUUUUGAUGGUAUGCCUCCAAACCUAAAGACUCUCUUCUUGGCCCAAAAUAGGCUUAAAUCUUUCAACUGGGGAAGACUUCAUCUUCUGAAGAAUCUGGAAAUUUUGGACCUCAGCCACAACCAAUUGAUGACUGUCCCAGAGAGAUUAUCCAACUGUUCCAAAAGUCUCAAGAAACUGAUUCUUAAGAAUAAUCAAAUCAGGCAUCUGACAAAGUAUUUUCUAAAAGAUGCUUUCCAGUUGCGAUAUCUAGAUCUCAGUUCAAAUAAAAUUCAGGUUAUCCAGAAGACUAGCUUCCCAGAAAAUGUCCUUAACAAUCUGCAGAUGUUGCUUUUGCACCAUAAUCGAUUUCUGUGCACCUGUGAUGCUGUGUGGUUUGUCUGGUGGGUUAAUCACACGGAGGUGACUAUUCCUUACCUGGCCACAGAUGUGACUUGUGUGGGGCCAGGAGCACACAAAGGCCAGAGUGUGGUCUCUCUGGAUCUGUAUACCUGUGAGUUAGAUCUCACUAACUUGAUUCUGUUCUCAUUUUCCAUAUCUACAGCUCUCUUUCUGAUGGUGGUUAUGACAGCAAGUCACCUCUAUUUCUGGGAUGUGUGGUAUUUUUACCAUUUCUGUAAGGCCAAGAUAAGGGGGUAUCAGCGUCUGCUAUCAACAGGUUCUUGCUAUGAUGCUUUUAUUGUAUAUGACACUAAAGAUCCAGCUGUGACAGAAUGGGUUUUUGAGGAGUUGGUGGCCCAAUUAGAAGAUCCACGAGAGAAACAUUUUAAUUUAUGUCUGGAGGAGAGAGACUGGCUACCAGGGCAGCCAGUUCUGGAAAAUCUUUCCCAGAGCAUACAGCUUAGCAAAAAGACAGUGUUUGUGAUGACGGACAAGUAUGCAAAGACUGAAAAUUUCAAGAUAGCAUUUUACUUGUCCCAUCAGAGGCUCAUGGAUGAAAAAGUAGACGUGAUUAUCUUGAUAUUCCUUGAGAAGCCCCUUAAAAAGUCCAAGUUUCUCCAGCUCCGGAAGAGGCUCUGUGGGAGUUCUGUCCUUGAGUGGCCAACAAAUCCACAAGCUCACCCAUACUUCUGGCAAUGUCUGAAAAAUGCUUUGACCACUGACAAUCAUGUGUCCUAUAGUCAGUUGUUCAAGGAAACGGCCUAGUUUUUUUUUUUUUUUCAAAAUGUGACUAACUUACUCAGGAGAUGCCUGGUUGCCUGAAUUUUCUCAUUAAUUUUUCACCACAAGUCUGCUUUGAUAUUCUCCAAGAAUUAGAAUUUCCUAUGUUGGAGGAAAGUCACCAAUGUAUGACAAAGAAGUUAGAAAGAUGGAAUUUAUGUAAUAUAUCAAGUCUUCUUUCUUCUUUCUUUGUAUCUCCAUUUACAUUUCAGCUUCUCAUAUCAACUCUUGUAUAAAGUACUUUUGGAAGACAGAUGGCAAGGAGAGAACAUGAGGCUCUGAUUCACCUGCAAUUAUGAUCAUUAACUAUAUGCACAAUCUUGAAAUUAAGAAGAACCAUACUACUACCCUUAAGAAGUUGGCAUAUGGGCUGGGGCUGUAGCUCAGUGGUAGAGCACUUGCCUAGCAUGUAUGAGGCACUGGGUUCAAUCCUAAGCACCACAUAAAAAUAAAUAAAUAAAUAUAUUGUAUCCAUCUACAACUAAAACGUUUUUAAAAAGAUGUUGGCAUGUUCAGAAAUAGGUAAAAAUACUAAAUCUCUAUGAUACCAAACUGUACCAGAGUGAGUUUAGUGAAAUAAAAACCCAGUUAACUCCUCAACAAAUUGCUUGCUAGUGCCCCUUCUGUGAAGACCAAAUGUUGGUACCACACAGACAGUUACUGCUUUUGUAUCUCUUGUUCUUGUAGCUUGGGUCUGUUGAUGGGUUUCAUAGGAAAAGAGAAACAUCAUUACUAUCCAUGAACAUGGUCUACCUAUAGGUGGAAAAAUAAUUAAAACAAUUUACCUUUAUGCAAAAUGAUGUUCUUUACCUUUGAUGAUAAUUUACUUGUGAAGUACUUUUAUCUGAACUGCAAAAUACUAUAUCCAAAGUAAAUUAGCCUCAUCAAAUGAUCUUUCAAACUACUUUGUUAACUAAUACUAUAUAUUUAAAAGUAUCUGCAAACUUGAUGCACCAAUAUUAUGUGGUCUUGAUGGUAAACCCUAAAAGAGGAUGAAAAGGGCAUGUAUUUAUAGUUAUCAAAGAUGACAAUUAGAUGGUUGACAACUAUACAAAUUCCUUUUUAUUUUUGAAGACAGGAAAAGAAGAAUCAGAGGUUGAUAAAUCUUAACAUUGAAAAAGUUUCAUUUUCAAAAAGAAUCAAAACAUUCUUAAGACAAACUGAGUAUAAAUUCACAUGAGUUCAAAGUUUGAAAUCUGAAAUCUGGCCAACUUGCUUUAUUUUAUAAAAUAAAAUUUCUACAAAUUUA